Molecule: messenger RNA, 558 nt
Organism: Emiliania huxleyi CCMP1516
Lineage: Eukaryota; Haptophyta; Isochrysidales; Noelaerhabdaceae
Exons: 1
Coding region: 1-558 (185 amino acids)
Source: RefSeq, a predicted model, not a curated record
AUGCAACGCACGCUCGCGCUGCUGCUGGCCUUCGCGUGCACCGCUCUGCUGCUCCUGCGGGAGCAGCGGCGUUUCGUCCUCGCGACCAGUCCCGGCGGCUCGGCAGCCCUCGAGGCGUACUGCGGAGCUCCGCCUCAGGGUUCGGAGGGCAAGGUCACAGCAGACGGCCUGAAGCUCGUCGGCGUGCUCGUCACGAUUCGGCACGGCGACCGCUCGUCGAUCCACUCGCUUCCCAACACGAACACGACUGCUCGCUGGAUGUGCCGGCCGGUCGGUAGCGAGCAGAAGCAGGCAGCGGCGCAGGUGGCGGUGGUCGGCCUGGACGGCAGCCCUUUCUACCGCCCUCUGCUGCCAAAGACGCUUCCCGGCCGGCACGGCGACUGCGCUCCCGGCCAGCUCACGCCGCGCGGCUUUGCGCAGCACGUGGCGCUCGGCAGGCACGCCGUUGACAGAUGCCCGAUGCGUCCGGACAGCAGUGCACGAGCCUCACACCGAAUGACACGCUGUUGGGUCCGAAAAUUGCUAUGCCAGCCCCCGCCGCCGAGUGUACCGCACUAA